UCGAUGGUCGUCCACCGAAGCUAAUAAGCAGUGUGUUGGGGUUCGCGGCGGUUAGCUUGUGCUCGCGAGGCACCUGUAUUGCCGACGUUAGCAUGCUAGCCUCUGCUAGCUUGUUUAUAUUAGCAUGUUAGCUCGGGGUUUGCUAUCUGAGCCCCGAAGCGCGAAGCAGCUUGAACAUGAGCCGGGCCCGUUAGCGUCAUGCGAAGCGGGAGUUAGUUUAUCGGUUUACCGGCUUCUCAGCCGUGGAGGUUGUUGAAUGAACGCAGGGUGGAUUAGCGUUUAGUGUCGACUUCGUGUAUGAAAAAUGGAGUGAGACGACAGCCGUCACGUGUGUACUUAGCAGGGUGAUGACAUAAUCGAUCAUGCUAGCUGCAUGGAGACUUUGACAACGAGCCUUUGUUUGCCUGCAGACGGCUGAGUGAUUCGGGUUAAAGCUGUCAUCAGACUGAAGGAUGAACAACAGCAGCUGCUAUGGCCUGCAGCCGCGGUCCUGCUAACCCCGAGACGCUGGAAGGGUUCCAUGAGGUCAACCUGGCCUCGCCCACCACCCCUGACCUGCAGAACCAAGUAGAGCAGCGCCCCACCGCCUGCCACAACACCCCGCCAUCCUCCCUCUACCGCACACAUGCCUUACGACCGCCCCCCCCUGGCCUCCACUCCUCCCUGCGAGCUGACCAGCUCCCCACACAGCCCGUCUACUCCACGCCGCGACACAGCCACAAUGGAAGUGUGCAGGGCUCGGAGGCGGAGGCGGAGGUGGCCGAUGGCAACUUCCCGUCUGGGGAGGAUGGCGAGGAGUGCGGCCUGUCACACCUCCGCAGCCCGUCAGUCAUGGAGGUGCGGGAGAAAGGAUAUGAGCGUCUGAAGGAGGAGCUGGCCAAGGCCCAGAGGGAGCUGCUGUUGAAGGAUGAGGAGUGUGAGAGGUUGUCAAAAGUGCGAGAUCAGCUCGGCCAGGAGCUGGAGGAACUCACCGCCAGCCUCUUCCAGGAGGCCCACAAGAUGGUGAGAGAGGCCAACGUGAAACAGGCCAAUGCUGAGAAGCAGCUUAAAGAAGCUCUGGGCAAGAUUGACGUUCUCCAGGCGGAGGUCCAGGCCCUGAAGACGCUCGUUCUCUCCUCCCCAACGUCGCCUGUCGGCGAGCUGCCGUCUGUGGGCGUGGCUGGGAAGACCCCCUUCAAGAAGGGCCACAGUAGGAACAAGAGCACCUCCUCCGCCAUCUUGGGAACUCAACCGGACCCGUCGGCCACACAGCCCAUCGUACGAGAGUGUCGAGAGGCGGACCAUCAGCUUUUCACAGAGUUCAAGGCCUGGAAGGAGGAGCCCACGCUGGACCGCAGCUGCUGCUUUCUGGAGCGAGUGUAUCGUGAGGACAUAUACCCCUGCCUCACCUUCAGCAAGAGCGAGCUGGGCUCGUCCAUCCUGGAAGCUGUGGAACUGAACACGCUCAGUGUGGAGCCGGUCGGAUUCCAGCCGCUGCCCGUAGUCAAAGCCUCGGCCGUGGAGUGUGGCGGACCAAACGGGCCAAGGUCUGAGCUCAUCACGAAGUGCGCCUUGAGUGGUCAGACCAAAACCUGCAAGCACAGAAUCAAGUUUGGAGACUCGUCCAACUAUUACUUCGUGUCGCCGUACUGCCGAUACAGAAUCACGGUGGUGUGUAAUUUCUUCACCUACAUUCGUUACAUCCACCAAGGGCUGGUCAAGCAGCAGGACGCCGAGCAGAUGUUCUGGGAGGUGAUGCAGCUGCGCAGGGAAAUGUCCUUGGCCAAGCUGGGCUACUACAAAGACCAACUGUGACUGACGGACGGCUAACUCCAACACAAAGCCCUGCCUCCUCCGCUGUGGUGUGUACGACACCGAGCCUGUGGGUCGUCAUUGUCGCUUCUGACCUUUUGUUCAAAGCCGAAACACUCCUGAAUGAAAACCUCAACCACCUUCUCCUGCAAACCUAACAGACACAAAGAAUAGCUUCCUCCACCAAUUAUUCCUACGAUAUCAGUAAGGGUGGCUGUUGGUCUGUUUACAAUCCAUUCCCGUCAUUCCUAUUGUUGUCACACCCAAGUACAAGUUCACGUGUGCAAUGACAUCGUUUAGCAAAGGUGGGGAAUUAUGCUCAUUGCUUUAUUUGCAAGGAAAUCAAAGACUACAUUCCUCACUAAACACCCAAUCCGCUCUGAAGGACAUUUGUAGCUUCUUCAUCCUUAGUUCAACCCGUGUGUGUGUGUGUGUGUGUGUGUGUGUGUGUGUGUGUGUGUGUGUGUGUGUGUGUGUGUUGCUGUGUAAGCUAUUCAACAGCAAUGUCACUCUCUCACUUUGUUUUAGUGCCUUUUCUCUCUCUCUCUGAAAUAAACAAAUAAGAAAAGACAGUGCAG
This is a messenger RNA of Doryrhamphus excisus (bluestripe pipefish), 2369 nucleotides long. The record is from RefSeq and is a predicted model, not a curated record. NCBI's taxonomy places the organism in Eukaryota, Metazoa, Chordata, Actinopteri, Syngnathiformes, Syngnathidae.